CUCUUUCCUUCUGGUACCAAAUUUCCUCUUCCUUCCCCUUGGUGGUUCAUGUCUGAGCUUAAAUAACACUCGAAACCACCAGAAAAAGCGAACAGACAGGGGGAGUCCUGACAAAGCCUGGGACUUACAAUGGGGGACUUCAGGCUGAUUAGGGGGUCUUCUCCUCAGUGGGGUCCCCAGGAACCACCUGCUGAUAGAGGAGGAGGAGGAGGAGGAGAUGAUGGAGGAGGAAGGUCCCAUCCCCUGGCUCAGAUAGUCACUAGAUGUACAGGAGGCUCUGUCAGUGGUCAGUGAGGAUCACACCAUGUUUUCUCACCCGCCGCUCAAGACGGAGAUUCCAGACGAUUAUUCACCUCGCAUUAAAGAGCGCGGAGCCUUAACGGAGCACCCCUGGGUGCCAUCCACAGAGAGGCAUCAUAGCAUCAAGCAGGAGGCAGAGGAUAUACCUGGAACAAGGAUCCAGACGGUGGGAUCGAUACGAGUUGAUAAAACGGAAGGUGUCGGUGACAACGCGGUGCACUCAACCUACCACUCCACUUACACCGACAUCCCGACCAACGGCUCCGCCCCUCCACCUCACACCAAUGGGGAUGAAGAGAAGAGAGUGAUAGUGCCAGCGGACCCUCUGGUGUGGAGUCAGGACCACGUCUCCCAGUGGUUGGACUGGGCAGUGAAGGAGUACGGACUGUGUGAUGUAAAUACCUCUCUGAUGCAGGGAGUCGAUGGGAAGGAACUGUGUCGUAUGACGCGCGAAGAUUUCCUACGAAUGGCCUCGUCUUACAGCACCGAAAUGCUGAUGUCACACUUGGCCUACCUGCGUCAGAACAGUCCAACAUUCACCUACUCAGUCGUACCAGCUGCACCCGCACACCAGGUAGCACCACGGCACCCAGUGAAAACAGAGCCCCUGUAUGAAGAUGUGAGGAGACAGAGCUGGAGCUCGUCGGGUGGUACAGUCCAUAGAGUUUCCCCUCCGCUGACACCAGGAAUCACAAGUACCACUAACACUGGGCGCAGCACUGAAGAUCCUUACCAGGUUUUCGGGCCCACGAGCAGUCGCCUCUCUAAUCCAGGCAGUGGGCAGAUUCAGUUGUGGCAGUUUCUAUUGGAGCUCCUGUCUGACAGUUGCAAUUCCAGUUGCAUCGCGUGGGAAGGACUGAACGGGGAGUUCAAGAUGACGGACCCCGAUGAAGUUGCCCGGCGCUGGGGCGAGCGCAAGAGUAAACCCAACAUGAACUACGACAAGCUGAGCCGGGCCCUGCGCUAUUAUUAUGACAAGAACAUCAUGAGUAAAGUUCAUGGGAAGAGAUACGCCUACAGGUUUGACUUCCAGGGGAUCCAGGUGGUGCAGCAGUCGCAUAACAACGACCCCCCCAUCCCCAAAUACCCUGAAGGGAACUAUUAUUCACCCCAAGCCAAACCCCCCGGGCCCUUACCUUCCCAUCACCCUCAGUCUCCCACCCUCCCCACCCUCAUCCCAGUCCAGUACUUCAGCUCAGCACCCACUGGGGGACUGUACCCCGGCCAGGGCAUCACAAGGCAACAUGGGGGGCAACUGGGAACCCACCUGGGGACCUUCUACUGAGCAGAGAGACGACUCCACUGGCUCCAAAUUGCAGGACUGGACCAAGGGGCCCCAGUCUGAUGUCCAAUUUGGGUGGAAUUUGGGCUUAUUGAUGCCAUAGACGUUCCUCUAACUCGAGCUUGAAGCACCUCUGGGGCUGAUCCCUAAUCGACUGAAUUCUACCCUCUCACAUCUGGGCCAAGAGGUUCCAAUGGUUUCAAAUACCUGUAGCUUUGUAACAAAUACGUGGGGGGCCCGACUGAGAGUGGGACCCCCAAAAGACUGAGCUCAGCACUGGCCACUCACUUGGCCCCUUCUCGGCAUUACAGACACUUUGGGUUCCUCCCAGAAAUACAGACCAGAAGGUCCAACUGCAAAAUCACAGGAUCAGAACCGAAACCGAACAUCGGGAGGCACAGGAAAUGGCUGCUUGUCAUAGUUCUACUUCCUGUCUGUAAUCUCACUCAUUAAAGGGGAAAUAAACCCAAAAAUAAAGUUUCCCUUAAAGGAUAAGUAAGCCUUAAAAAUAAGUGAAUGUA
Molecule: messenger RNA, 2103 nt
Organism: Xenopus laevis (African clawed frog)
Lineage: Eukaryota; Metazoa; Chordata; Amphibia; Anura; Pipidae
Gene: fli1b.L
Product: Fli-1 proto-oncogene, ETS transcription factor beta L homeolog
Exons: 9
Coding region: 305-1585 (426 amino acids)
Biological process (GO): regulation of transcription by RNA polymerase II; cell differentiation; regulation of DNA-templated transcription
Cellular component (GO): nucleus
Molecular function (GO): DNA-binding transcription factor activity; DNA binding; DNA-binding transcription factor activity, RNA polymerase II-specific
Source: RefSeq, a predicted model, not a curated record